This is a messenger RNA of Trichechus manatus latirostris (Florida manatee), 530 nucleotides long. It is a transcript of the gene FAM180A, whose product is annotated as family with sequence similarity 180 member A. The coding region runs from base 9 to 530 and encodes 173 amino acids. The transcript has 3 exons. Lineage: Eukaryota; Metazoa; Chordata; Mammalia; Sirenia; Trichechidae. The record is from RefSeq and is a predicted model, not a curated record.
AGGAGAAGAUGUCGUGGAAGACAGUGCUGCUUCUGCUGGUGUAUUACAAUGCUCAGGCGACCGUGCCCCACAGGUGGAGCAGAGCUGUGCUCUUCCCUGCUGCCCACCGGCCGAAAAGGCCCUCAUCCAUCCUGCUGAACCCAGUCUUGCAGACUUCCCUGGAGGAAGUAGAACUGCUCUAUGAGUUCCUCCUUGCUGAACUCGAGAUCAGCCCAGACCUGGAGAUCUCCAUUAAGGACGAGGAGCUCUCCUCCUUGCGGAAGGCCUCUGACUUCCGCACCAUCUGCAAUGACGUGAUCCCCAAAAGCAUCCCAGAUAUCCGCCGGCUGAGCGCCAGCCUCUCCAGCUACCCUGGCAUCCUCAAGAAGGAAGACUUUGAAAGGACAGCGCUGACCCUGGCCUACACAGCCUACCGCACGGCCCUGGCCCAAGGGCAUCAGAAGGACGUCUGGGCCGAGGCCUUGCUUAGCCUAUUCCAGGUCCUGAGGCACGACCUGAUGCGGUCCUCGGGCCCCAAAGGGUCACUCUGA